Oryzias latipes (Japanese medaka) is the source of this 1984-nucleotide messenger RNA. It is a transcript of the gene plin2, whose product is annotated as perilipin 2. Gene Ontology annotation, cellular component: lipid droplet; cytosol. Gene Ontology annotation, biological process: lipid storage; positive regulation of triglyceride storage. The record is from RefSeq and is a predicted model, not a curated record. NCBI's taxonomy places the organism in Eukaryota, Metazoa, Chordata, Actinopteri, Beloniformes, Adrianichthyidae.
AUUUAACGUGUAUAUAAACAGCUGCCGACACCCUCAUAUUUUAUCAGUUCGCGGAGUUAAAAACUCAUUUUAGUUUUGAUUUUACGCUUUUACCUCUUUGGUUUUUGAGCAGAAAUGGUGAACGCUGAAGUUAUUCCAAACCAGAGUGUGGUGGAGAGGGUGAGCAGCCUCCCUCUGGUCACUUCCACCUACAGGCUGGUGUUCAGCGUGUAUUCCAGCACCAAAGACAACCACCCUUACAUCCGGACAGUGUGUGAGGCCGCGGAGCAGGGAGUCCGCACCAUCACCUCUGUGGCCCUCACAACCGCCUCGCCCAUCAUGGACAAGCUGGAGCCCCAGCUCACCAUUGCCAAUGACCUGGCGUGUAAAGGUCUGGACCGAAUUGAAAAAACCCUGCCAAUUCUUCGCCAGCCUUCUGAGCAAGUUGUUUCCAGUGCCAAGGGUGUGGUAACCUCUGCUAAAGAUGCCGUGACCGGUAGAGUGUCGGGCGCCAAGGACUCGGUCUCCGGGACUCUGAGCGGCGUCGUGCAGAAGACUCGGGGCGCUGUGCAGGACAGCGUGGAGAAGACCAAGGCGGUCGUCAGUGGCGGCGUGAAUACGAUGCUGGAGAGCAGAGUGAUGCAGCUGGUCAGCAGCGGAGUGGACACCGCCCUCAGCACAUCCGAGAAUCUGGUGGAGCAUUAUCUGCCUGUCACUGAAGAAGAAAUAGAGCUGGAGGCAACAGCUGUUGGCUCUGAUGGUGACAAGCGAAGCUACUACGUCCGCCUGGGCUGCCUCUCUACCAAGCUCCGGAAGCGAGCGUACACACGAGCGGUCGCCAGAAUUCAGCACGGCAGGCAGAAGAGCAUGAGGUUCAUUUCUGAGCUCAACUCCACUGCUGACCUGAUUAAACUCAGCAGAACGAACAUCGACGGAGCAAACAAGCUAAACUCUUUGAUGCCGUGGAAGGCGCGCGAGUCGGUCCAGGAGAACGGUCACCAGGCGGAGAUGAUCGAGUCCCGCACUUUGGCUCUGGCACGCUCCCUCACCCAACAGCUUCAGACCACAUGCCUGGUCAUCGUUUCCAGCAUGCAGGGUCUCCCCAACCACAUCCAGCAGGAGGCGCUGUCCCUCACCCACUCAGCUGCGCAGGUCUACAACAGCUUCAGCAAAGCAGCAGCGCUGGGAGACCUGCCGGACACCGUGUUAGCCAGCAGCAAAGUCCAGAUGAGCCGAAUGAAAGAUUCCCUCGAUGGCAUCAUGGAUUACCUGGUCAACAACACGCCGCUCAACUGGUUGGUCGGGCCCUUCUACCCUCGCUUGGCCCCGUCACCCAGCCGGUUUGAAGCCUCUGCUGGAAGGAGCAGCCCGCCUGCGUCGCCAAAGCCUGCACUUACUCGGCCCCCCCUGGAGAUGCAGCCUCUCCUUCAGCAGCAGCCCUCUCCUCCUGCUUCAGAGUAACAGCCGACAGACAACACUGGCACUUUUGAUUAUAUAAAAGCACCUGAUUUGAACAUUUGUAAGCUUCAUUCCUGCCCAAACAUCAACGUGCAGCUCACAUUAAAAAACAAGACAUUGGAUCUGGACUUGGAAAACAAAAAAAAAUAAACCAGAUCACACAAGUUUAUAUCAGACAAGAAUUGAGACAAAGCACAACACAUUUCAAAGUUUUAUUAAGUAAUUUGACACAUUAAAACACAAAUAACUACAACUGACAAAUACAACCGUCAAUGAAACAGAUCAGUGGAUGCUCAGAUCGGCUCCGCUUAUCGCUGACAGCCAUUUUGCUGUGAGAGAUACUCCAUCAGACCCUAAAAACAGAUUUUAAAAAGGAAACCUAAUGCACUGAACAAGCAUAUACAUUUUCUUUUUUUAAAUUGUGAAUGAAAAAUUAGCUUUUUGUUACCGCAAGUUUCUGAAUCUGACACCAUGCAACGUCGUCCAGCAGGUCCCAGUUAAUUUUAUCCUUCGUCUCUUCAGAAAAGCUGACAGUCUACAAACAAAA